Messenger RNA from Xenopus tropicalis (tropical clawed frog), 1482 nucleotides. It is a transcript of the gene mrps34, whose product is annotated as mitochondrial ribosomal protein S34. Lineage: Eukaryota; Metazoa; Chordata; Amphibia; Anura; Pipidae. The coding region runs from base 66 to 713 and encodes 215 amino acids. The transcript is spliced from 4 exons. Gene Ontology annotation, cellular component: mitochondrion. The record is from RefSeq and is marked validated. Gene Ontology annotation, molecular function: structural constituent of ribosome.
AGCGCUGUUGGUAAAGGGAAAGAAGCUGUCAGGGGUGACCCUAACUGUGUAACCCAGCUGGCAGCAUGGCUAAGAAAAAGAAGCUUGGCUUAAUCGCCGAGAUGGCCAGAAAGAUUCGCGCCUAUAGGGAACUCAAGAGCCAGCCCCGGGACUCCCAGAAGUAUGCCUUGGACUACCAGACCAUGACUCGCCCCCUUACUGGGAAACGUCUACCAGUCCUAGCAUGGGAGGAUGUGAGAAACGAGAAACGUUUAUUCACACUGCUUACCGGUCUGCGUUCCUUUGGUAUUGGGAGAGUGGUGACAAGGAAGUCCUGGCUGGAACAGUAUGAUGAACCAUGUUAUUGGACAAUUACAAAGGUCAAAGUAGAUUAUACGGCUGAGAACAUGGACCAUGGAAAGGCUUGGGGCUACUUAACAUUUAGAGGCAAGCCUGAGAAUGAAGUUAAAGAAAUCCCUAAAGUCAUGUACCAUGACUGGCGCAUUGUGCCAAGGCAUGAAGAGGAGAACUUCAAGAGUUUCACCCCAGUGCCAGAACCAGAACCAGUCAGAUAUGUGCCAUACCCGCCUCUUAUGCGGGCCAUGAUCCUUGCACAGAUGCAGAAAGAAGGGAAACCAUUGACUGAACCUAUGAUAGAUCUUCAAAGGCCAAGUUUCUUCCCUAAAGACUAUUUUGAGAAAAAGAGGGAAGCCAGAGAGGGGACAGCGGUCUGAUAAGGACUUGGCCAGUUUUGGGGAGCUUCAACCACUUGGCAAUCUACUGUUCCACAUCAUACAGUCUUUCAUGUAAACAUCUUGUGGAAGAAAAUUAUUCGGAAUUGGUGUACAAGGGUGUUUAGAUUUCAGUGGGACUGGCAGGAGGCUUGGAAAGAAAUACAAACACUCAGUUAUUUUUUUGCAGAGUCCUCAUUAAAAGUUUGAUUCUGCAGUAAAUUAACCAUAAAGAAGUAACAGGCAGUUAAUGGUUGUUAAAGUCAAAUUAUUAUUAUAAAAUAAACAUAUACUGUUUUCUACAAAUAGAAUAUUUUGUAUUACUGUAAUUAGGUGAGCUAGCUGGCACAUUGCUAAUUACUGGUAGCUGCAGUGUCUGGUUCUGACAAGUAGGAGGAGCCCCUGACCUACAAAAGCGCUCACUCACCCUACUAGUUCACAUGACCCAUUAAUACUGUCUCAAGCUUCUUGUUAAGCAAAUUCUAAUUUAGUUUCUCUUAAUUGGGUCACUGCUGUUUCCAGUCUUUUGCAAUUGGAGUAGUGUGAUUUGCUGCUGGUGACAAUACACCCAGUAUGCAAUUGCCCCAUAGCGCGGCCUGGUUUAUUGUGUUCCGUGGACCCUGUACAUAUUUAUGAUUUGCCGUAAGCAGUCAACCACAAAACCGUUUCAAAUUAUAAUAUUUCACUUUCUAGAAGUGGGACUAUGGGUUAUGCUCCCAAAACAUGACUUGGUGAUGUAAUAAACGUACAGGGAUCCUCCCCACUUCACUGG